Molecule: messenger RNA, 1308 nt
Organism: Asterias rubens (European starfish)
Lineage: Eukaryota; Metazoa; Echinodermata; Asteroidea; Forcipulatida; Asteriidae
Product: neuromedin-U receptor 2-like
Exons: 2
Coding region: 1-1308 (435 amino acids)
Biological process (GO): G protein-coupled receptor signaling pathway
Cellular component (GO): plasma membrane
Molecular function (GO): G protein-coupled receptor activity
Source: RefSeq, a predicted model, not a curated record
AUGGAAGACAAUUACACAAUAUCUCAAGAUGCCAGUGAUUCAGAGAUUGCGACUGUGGCAAGUGGAAACAUCUUGCUCACUGAGUAUGUCGAUUCUUCUAAUGUUUCGACAGUCAUGCCGACUCAAGUAACCGGAACAUUAUCCCAUGAACUUGUUUUCCAGUAUGGAGUUACCACGGCCCUCAAGGUUGCUUAUGGCGUUGUUAUGGUGCCCGCCAUUUUGGGCAACAUCUUUAUUCUCAUGGCAAUUGCAUGCCACGCAGAACUUCGCUCACAACACACCAAUAUUUACGUUGCGAACCUAGCAGUUUGCGAUCUCAUGGUUGUCGUCAUGGAGUGCCCGUUUGCCAUUUUACAGUUCUUGGUUCGAGGUGUAUUCGCCAUGAACUUUUUUACACCAGGGAUCUGUAGACUAACUUUCUUCGUCAAUAGUUUCUUUGGGACUUGUUCUAUUCUCACGAUGCUAGCUAUUGGUGUGGAGAGGUACUGUGCAGUAAUGCAUCCUUUUCAAACUCUGUCUCUGGGUGAGAACGCAAGGACCAGGGCCAGGAACAUCAUCUUCUUCUUCUGGUCAUUCACUGUGCUCACACAUCUUGGGCAGUUGGCACUUUUUGGAGAAAUCCAGACUGACCACUAUAUCAAUCAGGCCGGUGAGAGUUUUGGUGUGACUUACUGCCUGAGUUCCCAACCUGAGAAGCAACCGAUCUACUCUCACAUCUACGCUGCUACAGCCUUUCUCCUGGUCUAUGGUUCAACUUUCCUCACCACUCUGGUCCUUUAUGUCCGGAUCCUCAAACAUCUCAUCAACCGCAAGCACAUCGGAGGAGACCAACUAAUGGGGAAAACCACACCCGAAAACCCAUCGUCUAUAAGGAGGAGAGUGGUCGUCCCUAAGACGUGCUCGGACGCGGUGCAUAAGACAUUUCGAAUGCUGAGUUGUUCUGUACUCUCAUACGCGAUUUGUUACUCGUUGUAUUUCUAUGUCAAUCUCUACUAUAUCUACUUCGGUCUGACGGAUAGGAAUGGUAUCACUUUGAUGCUAAUUGCCAACUGGUUCGGUGCCGUUAACUCGCUCAUUAACCCCAUCGUCUAUACCGUGUUUGUGGACCAGUUCCGCGCCGUGUUCGGAGGGAUUUUGACGGGGAAGGCGUUACGGAGGAAGAGGUCGUCUCGUUUCAUCAACGCACCGAAAGGUUCACGGAGCAGACAAGUUUCCACGAAUAACAACAGAUCGAAUACACAGAAGGAGUCGAUAAUUGUAACUAUCAGCAACUUGAACGCCACCCCCAGCCGACCCAGCCAUCAGUAG